CUAUCAACACAUCUAAUUUAUAAAAUAUCUAUAAAUUUUCCAAGAUAGUAAAACAAUAGUAGCAAAGUUGUAAUAAUCCAUAUGGUUUUAAAGCUACAAAUAUGUGGCAGAACAAUGUAUCCUUGCAUUUUUAGAGUUCAGUUCCAACUCAGACAUGGCCAUGAUUAGGAUGAGUCAUUGUGGAGGACACGAAAACCUUCAAGUUGCACUUAUCACAUUAAUUUGAACAGAAAUGCUGUUGUUGUGUGUCUGAUGAUAAGUAAUUGUAACUUGUAGUUUUGAAAACUAUCUUAUCUUAUAGUCAAAAAGACUAAAUGCAGUGUAAAUAUAGACUAUUAAAUGUAUGCAAAAAUUUUCAAAUAUUUUUGAACACAAUAUUAUGAAAAAGUAGGGAAUUGUGUUGUUUAUUUGGUCAAGCAACACAUUUUGUACAGAUUAUGUUAUUUUGUCAUAUGUCAGACUACAGUCUGAAGAAACAAGUUUUGUUAUUGUUUUGUUCAUUCAACCAAAAAGAAAUUUCUAAGGCUAAAAUAGUUUAAAAUUAUGAUCAGUUCAAAAUAUUUGACACUUUUCUUUUAUGCCAUAUAUUUACACAACGUAGUGGACUAAAUCACCUAAAAACAUCAUGCAGAUGUUCAUUUAGAGUUGUAUAAAAUAAAAUAAAAAUUAUCUUGAUAUCUAUGCUAACUUGAGGACGUUUUUGAACUUUUUUAUGAUUUAUGCUUCAUGCUGUUUUUUUUUGUUUUUCACCUAAAAUACAUGGCCCUCAUGUUACUUACUGUUUCUGUUUCACUUCCUUUCUUUGGUCUGGACUGUUGAUUUGGAAUGAAACUGUUUGUUAACCAUGCCAAAGCUUGUUUGCUAGUGAACAGAUGUCCUUGUUUUAGCUGAAAGGGUCAGAGCCCUGUUAUCUGUUCACAGAAUCUCAUCCUAAUGUAUUCCCAUUAAAAAUACUCUCAACAAUGACAAACUCUGUUUUUACAGCCUUGCAAUGGGCUUUCCCACACCAUGAUACUGCCUCGACACAUAGUGUUUUUGUGUCAAAAUGGUGUUUUUCCUUUACUUUGACCUGAGACUUCUUUCUGAAUGUAAUGUGUUAUCACUUUGUCAGGUUCUAGUGAGUAUGUAAGUAACCAGGAUCAAAUGAGCCUAAUAAAGCAGGGUCAUCACAGCAGGUCAUCCUAUCAGCCCUAUUAAAUGUUUUUAGAAUGCAUCUUGCUUUGUUGUUAAUCUGUAGAAGACUGUCCUUGGUUUUCUAACAGCUGACAGGAUGAGGAAACAGCCUUCAUGGGGGCUGCUAUCUUUGGACGUCCACUUCGCACCAUCUUUCUGGAAUUUCCCGUGUUGUUUUUGUCAUCAAUAGUCAUCAAUACUGACAGAGGAGAUUGGGCAACCCUUUUGAGAGGUUGUGUUAUUCGUCUGUUAUUUUUGAGGUUCUAGCUCCACGAAUGUGUCUGUUCACAGAGUCUCAUCCUAAUAUAUUUCCAUUAAAAUGCUUUCUAUAAACAACACAUAUUGUUUUUACAGCCUUACAGGAGCCUUUCCCAAACCAUGAUUCUGCCUCCACCCAAAAGCAGUGUUCUUGUAUCCAUGUGGGAAAUGGGGUGUUCAAUCUGCUGUUCUCACACAUUGUCUCAUGUUUUAUUCAGUUUCAUACAUUUUUUACUUUACUGCAUACAGGAGGACUGUAAAAUGACUUUGUGUUGGUGUAAGAUGCUCCCCUUUAGACACCACAAAAUGACCAAUUUACUACUACUUCUACUUUAUGAGGUUUACUGGACAGGGGCCAAAUAUGGCUACCACCUUACAGGUCCAAUACAGUGUCCACUUCUCCCUAGCCCACCAGCCUUUAGACGGAUUUAUGAUGACAUUUCAUUUUAGCAUAUUAUUCUAAUUGGAAAACUACAUUUUAAAGAAAUAUGACUUUUUUAAAAGCAAUUCUUAACACCAUAAUUCCAUAAUUAGCAGAAAGUUCUAAUACUAGUUUUACUUUGACGUCGCUGUCAGAUUUCAUCCCUGCUCAAAAAAGAAAGUUUGCUUUGCUUUUUCAGGCUUUACUAAAAAUGUGAUUUUAUGAAUAAAGUAAUCUGGGAAGUGUUCAACUUUUCUGGUAAUUAUGCCUGCUCAUUAUGUUAUGUUGAGCUCAAAAUAAAAUGGUAAUUUCUUGUUAGAUUUAAGGUGGAGCUAAUGUCUCCUGAGAUUUUAGAUGUUAUAAUAUUGCAUACGUGGAAGCAGUGUUAUGGGGCACAACAGUGAAGUCAUUAAGAAGCUUACAGACGUUCUGGGAGAUUAGGUUUUUCCCCCUCUAAUCCUAUAGAUUACCACUGCACAAGCUUGCUGGGUGUGAGUGUUUCAUUGCGCUGGAAAAGAUUCUUUACACUGAUCACUUUUUGUUGCUGCUCUAUCAUUGAAUGUAGACCAGGAUGGAUUCAAGCAGUUAGGGGAGGAAGUCACUGUGCGAUAAAGCUACAUAAUCCUGAGUUGCAGGCAAGAAAAAGCUUGGAAAAACAUCAGAGAUGACGCCAGGAUUCUGACAUGCAUUCUGACUGGAUUUACUGAAAUGGUCUCUGUAGCAAAAUGGAGACAGAGGCACAUUGCGAAGAGCAGAUAGUCCCUGUAACUGGACUUAUGGAGGUUGAGGUAAGAGCAGCUAUUUCUGAGACGGAUGAUGCAGACUGUCCGGAUAAACUGCCAUUUGGAUCUGUAGAAGCAAGUGAUAACCCCUGUGAAAAAGUGGAGAACUGUGAAGAGGGCAGUGAAGGAUUUGAGACAAAAGAGUCCCCUGAUGCAAAGCAGGAGACUGAAGAGACUAAAUGCAAGGGAGAGAAGAAAUUGAGGAAAACAAACAGUUGGAAGAUGGUACGAUUUCAGGAUCCAUCCACAGACGAGGAUGUGUUGGAGAGGGACAGCUCUGCCGAAAUUCUGUUUCCAGAAUAUGCUGUAGAGGAGUGGACUUCUACAUCCUUUGAGCAGCUGUUUGUGGCAGACGAUUGGGAAAACAUAACAGGUGAAACUACAGCCCAUCUCACUCGUUAUAAACUAGAGGACCAUUUGUUAAGAAAGAAGGUGCUGAAAUCUGGGGAUGUGCAGAUUCCGCACCCCACAUGGGGACAGGAAGUGACUGUGAUGAUGCAGGGUGUUCUUGAAGACCGCACUGUGGUGGAGAAGGACUGCAAGCUUGUCUUUGUGAUUGGGGAGGGAGAUGUAAACCAGGCCUUGGAGGAGUGUGUCUUGUCCAUGCAGAUGGGUGAAAUCACAUUACUGCUGGCAGAUUCUCAGUAUGCCUAUGGACUUCUAGGAAGAGAGCCUGAUAUUCCAGCAUGGGCUCCUACCCUCUACCAACUGCAGCUGCUGGACAUCAGAGACAAACCAGACCCGCUGACUCUGCCCAUAGCCGACCGCAUCCGCAUCGGCAACCAGAAACGAGAGCGAGGAAACUUUCAUUUCCAGAGGGAGGAAUACAGUUUGGCGGCCAUGGCUUACUGUGUGGCUCUGGAGGUGCUGACUACUCGCAGCACAGAUGGCGGACAUGUCGGCACGAAGGCUGAGGACCAAGAGGUGCAGGAAUAUAGGGUGAAGUGUUUGAAUAAUCUGGCCACCACUCAGAUGAAGCUGGAGCAGUUCAAUGAGGCGCUGCACACCAGCCGAGACGUCCUGACCCUUGAGCCGAACAACGUCAAGGCCCUCUUUCGGGCAGGAAAGCUGCUGUCAGACAAGGGUGAAUACAAAGAGGCCAUGGAGGUGCUAAAAAAAGCCUUGAAACUGGAGCCUGCCACCAAGGCUAUCCACGCAGAGUUAUCCAAACUCGUCAAAAGGCAAUCAGAGGGCAAAGACACCCAGCAAUGGAAAGCCAAACCCGCUGAGAUACUGGGAGACAAUAUCACCCCUUUCCUGAUUCCCUCCAAGAAGAAACCUUCUGGAAUUUCAUGGAAGUUCAUACUGGGAGCUCUAGUGGUGGCCUUGAGCAGCUUGGUGACAUCCGUGAUUCUGACUGCAAGAAACUGAAAUCCACCACCUCCAAUUCUGUUUCAAAGGAUCUCCAUUAGAUAAUCAACAUAGCAGCACUAAAGCCUGAGGUUUUAUUUUCUUUUUUAUUGGGAGUUUCAGUGAGAGGUAAAAAGCCAAGUGUUGUUCACUAAAACAUUGUCUUCAAGCAUCAGACCGUUGUAAAAACCUUCAUCAGUACCCGAGUGCAGCUCAUAAAAAAUGUACGAAAACCAAAGAAAGGAUGAAUGUAUUUUUCUGAAAAUAUAAACAUUUUUUAAAGAAA
Oryzias latipes (Japanese medaka) is the source of this 4270-nucleotide messenger RNA. The record is from RefSeq and is a predicted model, not a curated record. Lineage: Eukaryota; Metazoa; Chordata; Actinopteri; Beloniformes; Adrianichthyidae.